AUGGCAGGUGCAAUUGAAAAUGCACGUAAGGAAAUUAAAAGAAUUUCAUUAGAAGACCACAAUGAAUCCGAGUAUGGGUCCAUUUACUCGGUUUCUGGUCCUGUUGUGAUCGCUGAAAAUAUGAUCGGUUGUGCAAUGUAUGAAUUGGUCAAGGUUGGUCAUGAUAAUUUGGUCGGUGAAGUUAUUAGAAUCGAUGGUGAUAAAGCUACUAUUCAAGUUUACGAAGAAACUGCAGGUGUCACUGUCGGUGACCCUGUUUUAAGAACUGGUAAACCAUUGUCUGUCGAAUUGGGUCCAGGUUUGAUGGAAACUAUUUAUGAUGGUAUUCAAAGACCAUUGAAAGCAAUUAAAGAAAUUUCUCAAUCUAUCUAUAUCCCAAGAGGUAUAGAUGCCCCAUCUUUGAAUAGAGAAAUUAAAUGGCAAUUCACUCCAGCUGACAUAAAAGUAGGUGACCACAUUUCAGGUGGUGAUAUCAUUGGUACAGUUUUUGAAAACUCUUUAAUUAGUGACCAUAAAGUAUUGGUGCCACCAAGAGCAAGAGGUACUGUAACUUGGGUAGCAACUGCCGGUGAAUAUACCAUUGAAGAAAAAAUAUUGGAAGUUGAAUUCGAUGGCCAAAAAUACGAAUAUACUAUGUUCCAUACUUGGCCUGUACGUGUCCCAAGACCUGUCGCUGAAAAAUUGGCUGCUAACUAUCCGUUAUUAACUGGUCAAAGAGUCUUGGAUUCUUUGUUCCCAUGUGUCCAAGGUGGUACUACCUGUAUUCCAGGUGCUUUUGGUUGUGGUAAGACAGUUAUUUCCCAAUCUUUAUCGAAAUAUUCCAACUCAGAUGCAAUUAUUUACGUUGGUUGUUUUGCCAAAGGUACUGAAGUUAUGAUGGCUGAUUCAUCUAUUAAAAACAUCGAAGAUAUUGAAAUCGGUGAUUUAGUUAUGGGUCAAGAUGGUCAACCUCGUGAGGUUACUCAAUUGCCAAGAGGUUCUGACAAAAUGUACAAGGUUAAUGAAAUUAAUGAAAACUCAACAUCAGAAUUAUUCUCUUUUGUAUGUAAUGCUACACAUCAAUUGAUUGUCAGAACUCCAAGAAACAUUAAAGUUCAAACUCGUAUUAUAGAUGGUAUCGAAUGUAAUGAAAUUGUCUACACUGACCUAUUCAAGGAAAUUACUGAAGAUGCAAGAAUAAUUGAAUUAAUAAAGGAAGUUUCUAAGAUAUACCCUGUCUCAGAAGGAAUGGAUGAUGUCCAAGAAUUUGUCUCUCAAUACAAUAAGUCAUUAGAAGAUUAUUUCCAAUGGACUGUCGAACCUAGAGAUAUUAAUAGAUUGACUGAAUCAAUCCGUGAAGCCACAUACCAAGUUUAUGCUCCAGUCUUAUAUGAAUGCGAAAACCUCCUACAAUAUUUGAAGAACACUAAAUAUAAUCUAAACGAAAAAUCACCAACUGCAUUGGCUUAUUUGUUAGGUUUAUGGACUGGUAGUGGCAUGACACGUAGAGCAGGUCUUUCAGUUAGUACCACCGAUGAAUCAUUAAUGAAUAAUAUAGUAGCAGCUGCUGAUUUAUUAAAUUUAAAAUCAGAAUUUAAACAAGAAAGAACAACUACUAGGGUUGGUAAUGUUAAUUUCUAUGGUAAUUCUACUAGUACAAACCAAAAUGUUGAUAAUUUAUUGUGGGAUGCUAUCCAAGAGUUAGGAUUUAUUCAAGAUGGUAACAAGACUGUUCCAAGUUUCUUAUCAAGUGAUUUGAUUGAAAUUCGUGAAACUUUCUUGGCUGGUUUGAUUGAUUCCAACGGUUCUGUUGAUAACAAUAAGCAAGAUAUUUCAUGUACUAUUGAAUUAGAAGAUAAUAAAGUCAUGAGCGGUAUUGUUAGUUUAAUCCGUUCAUUGGGUUUAAAGGCUGAUGUAACUCAAAGUAGUGGUAAGUUGAAUGAUGUUUGUUAUAAUGUUACAGUAAAGGGUGGUGAAUUAUUAAAAUCAGUUCUAUCUCGUUGUUCUGCUAUUAAUUACACUAAAUGUGAAAGCAGAGAUUUAUUACGUGAACCGGUUGAAUUCUAUUUCGAAUUGCAAGAAUUAGAAGAAGCUGAAUAUUACGGUAUUACCUUACCAGAAUACUCUGAUCAUCAAUUUAUGUUGUCUAACCAAGUUGUUGUUCACAAUUGUGGUGAACGUGGUAAUGAAAUGGCUGAAGUCUUAAUGGAAUUCCCUGAAUUAUUUACUGAAAUGAACGGUAAGAAGGAGCCAAUUAUGAAACGUACUACAUUAGUUGCAAACACUUCUAACAUGCCUGUCGCUGCCAGAGAAGCGUCUAUUUACACCGGUAUUACAUUAGCCGAAUAUUUCAGAGAUCAAGGUAAACAUGUUUCUAUGAUUGCUGAUUCCUCAUCUAGAUGGGCAGAAGCUUUAAGAGAAAUUUCUGGUCGUUUGGGUGAAAUGCCUGCUGAUCAAGGUUUCCCAGCUUACUUAGGUGCCAAAUUAGCAUCCUUUUACGAAAGAGCCGGUAAAGCUGUUGCAUUAGGUUCUCCAGAUCGUGUUGGUUCUGUUUCCAUUGUUGCUGCUGUUUCUCCAGCAGGUGGUGAUUUCUCUGAUCCGGUUACUACAGCCACAUUAGGUAUUACCCAAGUUUUCUGGGGUUUGGAUAAGAAAUUAGCUCAAAGAAAACAUUUCCCAUCCAUCAACACAUCAAUCUCUUAUUCCAAAUAUACCAAUGUGUUGGGUAAGUUUUAUGAUAGCAAUUAUUCAGAAUUCCCAGUAUUAAGAAAUCGUAUAAAGGAGAUUUUAUCUAAUGCUGAAGAAUUAGAACAGGUUGUUCAAUUGGUUGGUAAGAGUGCAUUAAGUGAUAGUGAUAAGAUCACAUUAGAUGUCUCCACAUUGAUUGAAGAAGAUUUCUUACAACAAAAUGGUUAUUCCACAUAUGAUGCAUUCUGUCCAAUUUGGAAGACAUAUGAUAUGAUGAGGGCAUUUGUAUCGUAUUAUGAUGAAGCACAAAAGGCGGUUUCUAAUGGUGCUAAUUGGUCUAAAUUAUCUGAAUCUACAUCUGAUAUCAGACAUAAGGUAUCAUCUACCAAGUUUUUAGAACCAAGCAGGGGUGAAGCUGAAGUACAUAAAGAAUUCGAGAAAUUGCUAACCGCCAUGCAAGAAAGAUUUGCUGAAUCUACUGAUUGA
This is a messenger RNA of Vanderwaltozyma polyspora DSM 70294, 3153 nucleotides long. RefSeq names its product H(+)-transporting V1 sector ATPase subunit A (gene VMA1). NCBI's taxonomy places the organism in Eukaryota, Fungi, Ascomycota, Saccharomycetes, Saccharomycetales, Saccharomycetaceae. The transcript has a single exon. Bases 1 to 3153 code for a protein of 1050 amino acids. Gene Ontology annotation, molecular function: endonuclease activity; DNA binding; ATP binding. Gene Ontology annotation, cellular component: fungal-type vacuole membrane. The record is from RefSeq and is a predicted model, not a curated record. Gene Ontology annotation, biological process: proton transmembrane transport; intein-mediated protein splicing; ATP metabolic process.